AUGAACUAAAAAGAGUUAAAAUUUUAAAUGGAAGCAGAAAAUUCUAAUAAGGAGAAUGAAGGAUAUUUAGAGAGACCUCGUAUAUAUAAAUAGAGAAUUUUUCGUAUUCCUCUGAUAGAUAUUACGGAUGUAUGUUAUCCAAAAAGAAGAGAAUGGAAUUAAAAACCUAUUAAAUAGAGUGAUUAAAAGUUCUCACCAACUAUUUAAUUGAGAUGA
Paramecium sonneborni is the source of this 216-nucleotide messenger RNA. NCBI's taxonomy places the organism in Eukaryota, Ciliophora, Oligohymenophorea, Peniculida, Parameciidae. The record is from the annotation of a GenBank genome assembly.